AGUAGUCGCCGUUGUUGUGAAGAUGCGUGCGGAGGGGAAAACGGCGCAUUUUUCGGAAAAAACGUUACAUUCGUCAUACUUGAAGGAUUUUCGCGUGGAACAAUGUCCGCUCUUCCAGCAACACAAGUGCAAUCAGCACCGGCCAUACACGUGCUUUCAUUGGCACUUCAAAAACCAGCGUCGAAGGCGUCCCAUCCUCCGUCGUGAUGGAGCCUUCAACUACAGUCCUGAUGUGUACUGCACUAAGUAUGACGAGUCCACUGGAGAAUGUCCAGAUGGGGAAGAGUGUUCCAACUUGCAUCGCACGGCGGGCGACACGGAGCGGCGCUACCACCUGCGCUAUUACAAGACGGGCAUGUGUGUGCACGACACGGACUCGAGAGGGCUCUGCGUCAAGAACGGCGUGCACUGCGCGUUCGCUCAUGGUCAGAACGAUCUGAGGCCGCCCGUGUACGACAAGAAGGAGCAGGAGAUGAUCGACCACCCGGAGACGGACGUGAACGGCAGCGGUCCCAACAGCCUGGACAAGGAGCGCAACAUGAUGAGCGAGGAUCCCAAGUGGCAGGACACCAACUACGUGCUGGCCAACUACAAGACGGAGCCGUGCAAGAAGCCGCCGCGUCUCUGCCGCCAGGGCUACGCCUGCCCGCAGUUCCACAACCCGCGCGACAAGCGGCGCUCGCCGAAAAAGUACAAAUACCGGUCCACGCCGUGCCCGAACGUGAAGCAGGGCGACGAGUGGGGCGACCCGAACAGCUGCGAGCACGGCGACGGCUGCCAGUACUGCCACACGCGCACCGAGCAACAGUUCCACCCGGAGAUCUACAAGUCAACGCGCUGCAACGACGUGCAGCAGAACGGCUACUGCCCGCGCGCCGCCUUCUGCGCCUUCGCGCACGUCGAGAACGAGAUGGUGACGAGCAGGGAGGUGGGCGCGCCGGGCCUCACCUGCCUGGCGGAUAUCGUGUCGUCGGCGCUGCCGCAGGACGAGGGCGGCUCGGUGCGCAAGAUCUCGGACCACGGCGACGGGCCGGGUCACAAGCCGCAGCGCAACGGCCGGCUCUCGCUGUCGGACCUCAACAACAGUCCGCUGCCGGCGCACGGCAAGUCGCGCACGUUCAGCGGCCCAUCAUCGUCGGCCGCCGAGCCGCUGCCGUUUCACGCGUCGCCGGCCGCCGCCCUGGCCGGCCACCCGCCGGCCGCAGCCGCCGCCGCCGCCGCCAGCUACGCCAAGGCGCCUGGCAGCGAGCGCUGCGACAAAGACGCGCAGCUGCGCCGGCGGCUGCACGAGAUCGACACCGACCCGCACAUGGACCCCAUGGAGAAGCUGCGCCGCAAGAACAGCCUGUUCGCCUCGCUGGGCGUGUCGCUGUCGUCGAGCGGGCCGGCCGCCGCCGGGCCGCGCCUCUACGCCGCCCCGGACAGCAUCGACGGCAUGAUGGGUCAGAUGUCGCUGGACCCGGCCGGCGAGGCCGACGACGGCGUGAUGGCGCAGAUCGACCGCGAGCUGGAGCGCGAGGAGCGCGAGUCGCAGCUGGCGCUGGGCGCCGCGCUCUCCUCGGCGCCGGUCAACAUCCCCGGCUCGGGCCUGGGCGAGCGGCUGGCCGGCCUCUCGCCGUCGGCCGGCUCGCCGCUGCUCUCCGGGCUGGCGCUGCUCGGCCAGCGCGCCGGCGGCAGCGUCGACCAGGGCCUGCUCGGCCGCAGCAACUCCAUCUACGGGUCCAGCAGCCUGUUCGAGUACGGCGGCAGUCCGACCAAGCCCGGCCUGGGCGCCAUCGGCGGACCGAUCAUGUCGCAGAGUCCGCUGGUAGGCGGCGGCUUCGGCGCCAUCGAGGUGCAGCGGCUGCGCGAGGAGCUGGCGCAGAACCGGCUGAAGCUGGUGCAGUGGGAAGAGAGCCUGCUGCAGGCGCGCACCGCCUGCGAGGCCUGGCAGCGCGAGGCCGAGGAGAACAAGCUACGCGCCAAGCGGGCCGAGCAGGGCCGCGACGAAACGCAGCGACGGCUGGCCGCCCUGCAGCGCGACAUCGACGCCAUCAGGUCUGAGCUGCACGUGGUGCGUCCGGCGACCGACCUCGACUCACUGCCGGUUAACACGCUCAGCACGCUGAAGGCGCAGCUGGCGGCCGACCUGGAACGGGUGGACCAGGCGAUCAUGACGCAGAUGCGCCACGCCCAGGUGGCCCCCGGCCAGCGCUGGUUACAGUAGCCACGCCGUCAGCUAGACGCAUUUUCCAAUAGGGUGGGCCGGGGCGGGGCGGGGAAGGGAAGGGGGCUGCCGGGCGGCUGUGCGUGGCGACGGUCUGACCUCGAACAGGGCCGGGCUUCGGUCGGCGGCCGGUCUUCGGUCGACAGGCGGACCGCCGGGCUCCGGGCCGCGGCCGUGGCUCGGGUGGGCGCUGACCUGUCUCAAAAGGACUCGGCUGUUUUUUAUUGUCCCAUGUUGCGCCGUCGCUUUGCCUCCGCGCUCUUGCGUGGUGUGCGCGUCGUCUGGCGCCGCGGUGGCCGGUCUGCCGCCGGCCCGUGCGGCGCAGCAGACCAGCCCGGGCCAGUAGGGCGUCGGCGGCUGACGGGGGCGGCGCCGGCCGAGGUAGGGCGCUCGCUCGUAGAGCUGCGCAGUUCUCAAAGGAAGCGACCGUCUGUAGAGCUUGUACAUCGUGUUUGCGCUGCGCCGCGUACGGUUUAAGGAGCGUCGUCUUCGAGCGCGUGCGGCUGGGGGGCGGGCUGGCGUGAGCGACGCUGACGGGGAGGCGCGACGGCGCGUGCUGCCGGCUGGAGGUGCGGCGCUGGUGGACGCCGGAGUCGCGCCGCGUCGGGGGGCAGUGCUCGGGGCCGGCCGGACCGUCCUGGCGGUCUGGUCCCCGCUGAGGUGCGCUGUCCAGCUGUGUUGGCCCUAACGGCGCUGUAUAUUUUGUACCCGACUCUCUGCUGCCAAUGCUUAUAGUUUGCAGCUCUUGUCUUUACCGUUGGCCUAUAGCCGGUGCUCGCACACCGGGCGCGAGGAGCCUGCCCCUUUCCGAUUUUACAUAUUUUGUAUCCCAGUUACCACUGCUCGGUAGGCAGGUCGUCGCCGCGGCCGCGACCCCUCCAGAUGCCGCGAUUUUGUAUCCCGCCCUGUACCUGCCGCUUCAGUUUACUUUUGUCCACCCUACGCCACAGCCGCGUGUCUCUGCGGUCGCGGAGCCCCGGGGGCGGCGGCGGCGCCGGCGCGCGCCUGUUGUAAGCAGCAGCCGACGGCGCGGCGGGUAGUUGUAUUCCAUGUGGCGGCGAAAGCGGCGCGGGGCUGGCAGCAGGGACAGCGCACAUCGGCUACCUCGUUACACCGCGCCGAGUGCGGGCGCAGCGAGCGGGCGACGUUCGGUCCCGGCGGCGGCUACAAAUAAACCAUUUUUAUCACGUG
Molecule: messenger RNA, 3397 nt
Organism: Pollicipes pollicipes
Lineage: Eukaryota; Metazoa; Arthropoda; Thecostraca; Pollicipedomorpha; Pollicipedidae
Product: RING finger protein unkempt homolog
Exons: 14
Coding region: 23-2206 (727 amino acids)
Molecular function (GO): metal ion binding
Source: RefSeq, a predicted model, not a curated record